Molecule: messenger RNA, 264 nt
Organism: Acanthoscelides obtectus
Lineage: Eukaryota; Metazoa; Arthropoda; Insecta; Coleoptera; Chrysomelidae
Source: the annotation of a GenBank genome assembly
AUGGAACGUGUGUUAGUAGCUCUUGGACUAAUAUUGCCGUCCUUUCUGUGCACGCCCAGAAAAAGCGAUCCAAGACUGAGGCAUAAAGCCAAUAGUGGCGUCCGAGGGGACGUGCUACAUUUUACCUUUGGUGAAGGCAUCACCAAGUUCCAUGUCAGCAACGCCACGCUUUUUGUAUUUUUAAGGGGGACGGACAGGCGGCCUCUGCCAGAUGUCAACGUCGAAGUCUUUAAGGUAUUUGAAGCGAACUUGCUCAUAGACUGA